This is a messenger RNA of Mobula hypostoma (lesser devil ray), 4483 nucleotides long. RefSeq names its product ATPase family AAA domain-containing protein 2-like. Bases 106 to 4224 code for a protein of 1372 amino acids. NCBI's taxonomy places the organism in Eukaryota, Metazoa, Chordata, Chondrichthyes, Myliobatiformes, Myliobatidae. Gene Ontology annotation, biological process: positive regulation of transcription by RNA polymerase II. The transcript has 29 exons. The record is from RefSeq and is a predicted model, not a curated record. Gene Ontology annotation, cellular component: nucleus. Gene Ontology annotation, molecular function: chromatin binding; ATP binding; histone binding.
AUGAGUGCAGCGGUGAGAGGUGCGCGGGAAAGUUCUGGCGCUAGAAAAGUCAGCGGUUGGACGCGAGGCCGCUGACUAGCGUUUGGCAGGCGCCGCAUCUCCACCAUGGUGAUACUGAGGAGCGGCGCGUCUCUUUGCCUCGACUCCAGCUCGGAAUUCAUCGCUUUGUCGGACGGUGAAAGCUCGUCUUUCGACCAAAGGACGCGGCACUCAUCGAAAUAUUUAUCUAGGAAUGUGGAGGAAAGCAGCAAUGAUAAUCUGUUCCCUGCUUUCAAGAGGAACAGUCGAUUGCAUCUAACUGACACCUCCUUGGAUUCGAAGUGCAAUGAGAAGAGCACAGAAGAGUCAUGUGAUAAUGGAUUAGAGGAACAGCCAUUUAUCAGACAAUCAGUAAGGCUAAAAGUAAAAGGUAGCAAUAAAGCCCCAGUCAUGUCUUCAAUGAAUAAAGGAAGUGCUUCACAUGGUGUAAAUCGCAAACACCAUACGUUAUCUGCACAAGCUCCCAACACCCGAUCAGUCCAGUGCCGCAGAUCAAAAAUGGAGGUGAAUAGUGUGCAAGAAGGUGGUACUGAUACAGAGGUGCGGCGCAGUUGUCGGCUCCGAAGAAAUCGCUACAACACUUUAAACCAAUCUGUGCUCUUUGAUAAAUUGAUCACAAACACUGCUGAAGCAGUUUUGCAGAAAAUGGAUGACAUGAAGAAACUGCGUCGUAAGAGAAUGAGAGAAUUGGAGAAUUUAAGAGUACUCAACGAUACAGAAGAAGAGGAGGAGAAUCUGGAUGUGUUUUCAUGUGUGAAAAAGAAAAGAACAACUCAAACAAUAGAUGAAGAAACCUCAGAGUAUCAUGAAGAUGGUAGUGCUGAGGAAAUUGAAGAUAGAGAAGAGGAUGGUGAAGAGGGCACUCCAAAGCGCUACUAUUUACGCCAAAGAAAAACUAUUGAGAAGUACCAAGCUCCGGAACCAGAAAGAAAGCCAAGAAUAUUUUAUCACACUCCUGCUUCUCCUGUAAGACAAAGUCGUCGAUAUUGUGCCUCAGGCUCUCGGAAUCCCUACCGCAAGAGUAAAAUAACCAGGCAAAGGCAUGCAUUACACAGCAGUGAUUCAACCUCCUCCACUUCAUCUUCUGAUGAGGAAGUGGAGCACUUUGAGAGAAGAAGAAGCAACAGAAGGAACAGGGCACUUUUGAGAUGUCUCCCACUGAAUCUUAGGAAAGAUGAUAUGAAAGGGAUUCACAAAGAUCGGAUGAAAAUAGGUGCGAGCCUGGCAGAUGUAGAUCCAAUGCAAAUUGACACUUCUGUUCGUUUUAAUAGUGUGGGUGGACUUACAAGUCAUAUUGCUGCACUGAAGGAGAUGGUGGUUUUUCCAUUGCUUUACCCUGAAGUCUUCGAGAGGUUUAAGAUUCAGCCACCAAGAGGCUGCUUAUUCUAUGGUCCUCCUGGGACAGGGAAAACCCUUGUUGCCAGAGCCUUGGCUAAUGAGUGCAGUCAGGGAGAUCGGCGAGUGUCCUUCUUCAUGCGAAAGGGUGCUGACUGCCUCAGCAAGUGGGUAGGGGAAUCUGAACGACAACUUCGAUUACUUUUUGAUCAGGCCUAUCUUAUGCGCCCUUCAAUUAUUUUCUUCGAUGAAAUAGAUGGCUUGGCUCCUGUUCGUUCUAGCAGACAGGAUCAGAUACAUAGUUCCAUAGUUUCUACCUUGCUGGCAUUGAUGGAUGGGCUGGAUAGCAGAGGUGAGAUUGUGGUGAUUGGGGCAACGAACAGACUGGAUUCCAUUGAUCCUGCCUUAAGAAGACCUGGACGAUUUGAUAGGGAAUUUCUCUUUGGCCUCCCAGACAAAGAUGCCCGAAAAGAGAUUUUGAAAGUCCAUACCAGGGACUGGAACCCAAAACCAUCAGAUGCAUUUCUCCAGGAACUAGCGGAGAAGUGUGUAGGUUAUUGUGGUGCUGAUAUUAAAUCUGUCUGUGCUGAAGCAGCAUUGUGUGCCUUGCGUCGUCGGUACCCCCAGAUUUACGUCACCACUGAGAAAUUGCUCCUAGAUGUAUCUUCCAUUAACAUCACAGCACGAGAUUUUGUGAAGGCCAUGCAAAAUAUGACGCCCACUUCUCAGCGGGUGAUGGGUACUCCUGCAAGGGCACUAACAUUUGUUGUCAGGCCACUCCUGGAUAACACUUUGUGUAGAAUUCUAGAUGUGUUGAAAAAGAUUUUCCCACAUGCAGAACAAGACUUUAAAGAGAAUGGCGAGAGUGAUGGAAUAAGCCAUAUACUUAAUGAUGGUAUCUACAGUGAUGAUGAAAGUCCAUCUGUUUUUGAAAAUGGACCACAUCAAAUAUGUGAGCAGGAAAAUAGUGAAUCUUUCCUCAGUUAUAGCAGGUGUGCUUAUCAUCAACCAACCUCAUACAGACCACGACUGCUGCUGGCUGGGCUACAAGGUUCAGGUCAGAGUUCUCAUCUUGCUCCUGCCCUGAUUCACAGAUUGGAAAAAUAUGCUGUGCAUACACUAGAUCUUCCAGUGUUGUAUGGCAUUAGUACCACAUCACCUGAAGAAACCUGUGCAAUGUUGUUUCGAGAAGCUCGAAAGACAGCCCCAAGUAUAUUAUAUAUCCCUCACAUUGAUCAAUGGUGGGAAUCGGUUGGAGACACCUUAAAAGCUACGUUCAUUUCAUUACUUCAAGAUAUACCCUCAUUUACCCCAAUCCUGCUACUGGCAACAUGUGAUGUUCCACAUAAUGUGCUGGCGGAAGAGGUAAAAGAAUUGUUUGCUCACCAUUCUGGGGAAGUUUUUAAUGUUCCACUUCCAAACUAUGAGGAAAGAAAGAAGUUUUUUGAAGAUCUGAUACUGAAGCAGGCUGCAAAGCCCCCAUCACCCAAGAGGAGAGCCAUUCUUCAGGCUUUGGAAAUCCUUCCGGUUGCACCACCACCAGAACCACAGCGUCUCUCAGAGGAGGAAGUUAUACGGCUGGAAGAGGAGGAGGAAGUCACUUUACGGGAGCUCAGGCUCUUCCUUCGAGAUGUGACACACAGACUGGCAAAUGAUAAACGCUUUAGAGCAUUCACCAAGCCUGUUGAUGUAGAGGAGGUUCCAGAUUACUGUACAGUUAUCAAACAACCAAUGGAUCUCUCGACAGUAAUGUCAAACAUUGAUCUGCACAAAUACAUGACUGCAAAAGAGUAUCUGCAUGACGUAGAGUUGAUCUGCAGUAAUGCAUUGGAGUAUAAUCCGGACAGAGAUCCUGCUGAUCGUAUGAUCAGACACAGAGCCUGUGCUUUGAAAGACACUGCCUAUGCCAUCAUCAAAUCUGAACUCGAUGAAGAAUUUGAAAAACUUUGUGAUGAAAUUCAAGAAUCUCGGAAAAACAGAGGCUGUUACUCUUCCAAAUUUGCACCAACAUUUUAUCAUGUGCUACCAAGGAAUUCAACGACAGAUAAAAAGUCAGGUCCAGAGCUUUCCUCUCAAAGAAUUGCCUUAUCAUCACCAAUAUCUGCAAGCACACCUUCAACUUCAGGUCAUUCAAAGAGGAAACACCGUAAAAGAAGAUGGCACCAUGGUUUGUUUGCAUGUAAACGCAAGAGGCUGCAACAAAACACGUCUGAGGAUGCAGACAGUGAAGAUAUAAUUGAAGGAAAAGAUAAACCACAUGAUUUGAGAGUAGAUAAGACGGACCGCAACAGAGAGAGCUCCCUAGAAACUUCGAAGCAACAUCUUUAUAAUGAAUGUGGCAACAUUAAUUCAACUGAGAAGUUUAUUGAAGAGUAUCCUGACACACUUGUGUCUGCUAGUGAAACCACAUGCAAGAAGAGAAAGCUUUCCACCAAUGAGACAGAAAUGGAAGAAAAUGUACUGGGCAAUGAUAAUUGUCAUAAAAACCAUCAACUGGAGAUAAAUGAGCACAGGCAAAAGAAGGGAGGAAAUCCAAAUCAUUUUGCAGAUCAUUCUACUCUGCAAAUGACCUGGUGUAAACGAGUCCCUGUGGAACAGCAGCAACAAAUUAAUGUUGAGAAAGCAGUCAAGGUCCUAUCUGAACAUGCUCCUCCUUUAAUUGUAGAUCACAAAAGGCUAAUGGACCUCUGGAAACAGAUUACUCUGAAAAGUGAACGAUGCACUGUAACUCAUCUUGAAAAGUUGUAUGCUGUGCUCAGUCAAUGCAUCUAUUAUCAUCGUAAGGAGUUUGAUAAGACGACGUUAAUACAUGAAAUGGAAAAUGAAAUGAGGAAAUUAUGUCAGUCUUAAGCAUGUGAAAUGUGAAUGGAUUUUGAAUUGUUUCCAGUUACUGUUUUGGACUGGUUGUUUUUUUAAAUAUAUGUAUAAUGUUAAUGGCUGUAACAAUUUAAAGCUAUUCUCAUUUAUUAACCAAAAAGUUGUAUUUUAAUGUAAAUAGAUAGUUCAGCAAAAAUGAAGUGGUAUGUUAAGUACACCUUUUGCCACAUGUUUCUCAUGAGCUUUUGUAAUUUGUAUAAAAUAAAAUUUUGAUGAAACAACUUGUCCCACC